AUGAAACUCAUGGCAUCGAAAAUACCUUCUCACAAACACAGCGCUAUCAAUACACAGUUCAACCCAUAUGGCAGACCUACACUGUGCUCCCUUAUGGGAACUGUGAACGCAUAUGAGAUGCAGGAAAUGGAAUGGGGUAUCAAGGCAUCAAUAAAGUCCUAUGAGUGUGAGCUUCGACAAUGUGAAGACGACAAAGACGUGUGGAUGGGAUCUGCUAUAGAUCUCGAUCUUGACCUGCCUAUCAGUGCAGGGAGUGGAACAUAUGGCUGUGUAGACAGUGCGAUGGCAAAUAACGAGGAGAUUGGACCCCUGGCCAUUGUUCUGAUGAUCAACUGUGGUGAGGCCCGGCGGUACCAGUACCAGUCACCGAAAAAAAGGAAACUUGUUCAUGGCCUGCACAAAGGCAUUAACAAGUAUAUCAAUAAUCACUGCAAGAGGGAGCAUGCCAAUACUGACCAGUUACGUGAACGCAUGUACAUUGCACUCCAAGCUGCAUUGCUGGACGUGGAUAUUGACGAUAUCAUGCUGCCUGAUGCGGGUUCGGACCAAGCCCAAGCUGGAAAACAUAGUGAGCUUCAACAGGGCUACCUCAUCUCAUGUGAGGUUGCACGACAAUUCCUCAAUGGAGUCAAUUUUAUCAUCCCCCACAGAGUGAAACGCGGCCUGCUAUCCAUCGGAACUGCACUAACUACAAAGUCAUCAAUUCCAGGUAUCAUCCAUAAGACAGGGUAUCCUGCCACAAUGCCAGGACAGUUUCCAGACUGA
Messenger RNA from Suillus paluster, 765 nucleotides. RefSeq lists its product as uncharacterized. The transcript is spliced from 5 exons. NCBI's taxonomy places the organism in Eukaryota, Fungi, Basidiomycota, Agaricomycetes, Boletales, Suillaceae. The record is from RefSeq and is a predicted model, not a curated record. The coding region runs from base 1 to 765 and encodes 254 amino acids.